UCUUACUGGAGCCAUCGCCAUAGCAACAAGCACAGUGCCGAGGCCGGGAAAUUUCUGGAUCCCCGAUUCAUAUUCCGAUUCAUCACCGCGGGGUCCAGUCGGACACUUAAACCCAGCUCUGUGUGUGUGUGUGUGUUAUCAUGGGAUUACGCUAUAAUCUGACAAUACGGAUUAGCACAGCGGACCCACCGGCCCUCUGGCUAUCAUACAUUCUCUCUGAUAGCGAUCGUCACCUUCACCGUCACCAUCUUUCUUCUCCUGCUUUUUUCAUACAUUUUUGUUCACCCUUCUCAUCUUUCCUCUCGCUCCAUUCUUUCAUGCCCCCCCCCCCUCCUCAUACAUCCCUCUUUUCAUCCCUUUCAUCUCCGUACCCAUCAUCCAUCCCUUUUUCCUCUCCCCCUCCUCCCGAUCUCUCCUCACGCCUCCCCAUUCGGCUUUUACCUUCCCUCCGCUCGCCUUAUUUACCUUUUCCAGUUUCACUCUCCUCCCGCUCUUCCUCCUGUCUGUCUUUCUUUGCCCCCCCCCCCCCUCCCCCCUCCUCUCAUCUCUCGUUCAUCCAAAUCUCUCGCUUAACUCUCAUGGGAUCGGAGAGGAGAAAUUCUAUUUCACACGCCUCUUUUUUUUCCUUUUUUCUUUCCCAAUCACUCUUGAUCUCCUGUCUGCAUCAUCUCUUUUCCAUUUCUUUCUUCUCUCUCCUCCCUCUGCACCCCCACCCCAGUCAGCCCAGUGGGGGAACCCCGAGCCCCCCCCUCCUGCAUGCUACUAUGGUUGCAGGGCCGAGUGCCAACAUCGGGGGGGGGGGGACUAGUUUGAGUUCAGUUCAGAGCAGUGGUUGACUCUUUCAUUCUUUAGCUCUUUCUGCUGAGUUUGUGGCAUAGCAGGUCCACGGAUGUUAAAAAUGACGGGUUUCUGUUCUGAACGUGAAUUCUUUAAUUAAUACUGGACAGGAUUGCUAAUACAAUCAGUCCAUUCAUUGAUAAGUCAAUAAACAAAAUAAUAAUAGGCAACUAUUCCAGUCAUUGAUCGUUUAAUCGUUUGGAUCCGGCUCCUCGGAUGUGAGGAUUUGUAUUUUAAAUGUCAUAUUCGUGUGAUUUAGAAGUUGAAGUGGACAAAACCACAAGUUUAAAAUGGCACUUUGAGCUCUGGGAAUUUUCAUUUUUUCGCAAUUAUUUUGACAAUUCAUUCAAUUUUAAAUUGAAAAUUGUUACUCGCAGCCCCCAUAUAUACACUGUAGAAACCUUGAUUUCCUGUUUCAUUUUCAACCUUUUCAUAGUUUUAUCAGCUUCUGAUCUUUGGUUUGGUUUAUGAAUUAAUUUAAAAGUAGUUAGAAGCAUCAAUAAAGAAAGAAUAUUAGAACCCUAUUGUCAUCAAAUGUAGUCGAUUAACGGCGGGUGAGGACGUGUCGGACCGUGGCGGUGAAGAAUGAGCCGAGCCACAAAGCUCGACCGCCGCGAGUAUUUCCUCCACGAGGAGCUUCAGUGACCUGAGAGGACCUCGGUAUCGAGCAGCGGCUCCCUCACACUGGGAGGAGCCGGUUGAGGCGGAGGUUGGGGUACGGCGUAAGAAUGCCGCCUCCCGCUGCAGGUGUUAUCUUUUAUUUUUUCAAGUGAGGCUGUAAAACUCUGUGGGAAACCCUGGAGUGGGCGGGAGGGGAGGGGAGGAUUUUGGGUAUCCUCCGGGAAACCUGGAGGAGGUAACAGAAGUAACUACAGAAGGACACUGACCCUGGGUAAAUAGAUAGAUGAUGGAUGAAUGGAUAGACCAGACAUACGUAUAUGCUAGAAAAGUACCCUCAGUAGUAAGGUCUCCCUCUCCAAUCCAAAACAACAAAUAAUUGUCCUUCCAGGCUCCCUUACAGUCAAGAUGGCGGCGAAGAUAACAAAAAACAGGGAUUUAUUAAUGUCGCGCCAUGCCUGUUUUUAGAGAAUCGUAAUUUAUCGGCCUCAACAAAGGCCAAAAUGUGUCCUUCAACAGACUCGGUAAUGCUUGUUCUCAGCCCAGCCGAUUAGCGGAAAUGCCUUUUGCUGCUGAAGCAGUUGUAGAUCACUGUGAGUGACGAGUCAGCAGUCAGUGACGGAGUAAAUCAGUCGAUAAUAAAAUAGCUUUUUCAUAAAUUGCAAAUCACCCCAACCACAAAAAGUCCUUAAAUGAGCACGGAAAAUAUCAGGAUGAUGAGUCCAGUGGUAUGCGAGAUUAGUCGAGGACAGACAGACAGAUACUCACACACGACCGAACACAUGAUCUCCAUAAUAAACGGAGAGGGGAUUAAAGAAGACACAAUUCAAGAUUCUCAUACUGCAAUAAGUGAUUGUUGUACAUGAAAUGGGCAAUCCACUGAUCGUACACAUAACAUCAUAUUAUUCAGAUGUUCAGAACUUCAUUAUCGUGAAGGAAAUAUCUUGUUUCAAAUGUUAAAAAAUGAUCCAUCAUACAGAGAAUCGGUGCAGAGCUGCUCUAUCGACACCAGACAGACAGUAGCUGCAGACACAGGUACAAUAAGGCUAUUGUUCUCUGUGUAACUCGACCACAUACACAUGGCUGUGGUCCUCAAAGCCUUUCUUUCUCCCUUCAUGUCACACACACACACACUCACACACACACACACACACACAUGCAGUGCAAUUAGUUUUGCCAAACUAGUAAAAUCACGUCCGUGCACUCUCUGCACACACAAAAAAGAGCUAUCGACGGCUCUGUUAUGACAAUCACACACACACACACACACACACACACACACUUUCUCUCUGUCAGUCCAAAGCUUUCCAUUGGUUAGUUAUGUGUCUGAAUGAAUAGGCGAGGUUACAAAGAGACAUUUGAUCGGUUGACAGUCCAGAGAGAGGAGCAUGAAAGAACGAGAGCGCUUGGGAGCCUGGUUUCAAAGACCCGUGAGCUGUUUUUAAACUCAGGAUAUCGGUUUAAAAGCCGGCUUCCUUAACUUUCAUGAGAAAGUUGGCAAUUAGUCUUCUUUAAAAAAGCUGUAGUUGUUAUGUAACUUACAUACUUAACUAACGCCACCUACAUAAUUAACAAACGUACUUAUUACAACCCAAGCCACGAUGUUUUCCUAAACCUAACCAAGUAGUUUUGCUGCCUAAACCGAGCCAAUUAAGCUAAAACUAAGUAAACCUACGUUGGAAGUUUAUUUUGAAAAGAUGCUGCAUGCAUGUAACGAGACGGAACUGACAUGCCCAAAACUGACCCUAGAGUCGUACCUGUAGCGUCAUAGUCGUUAUUUGGCGUAAGACUGUUUUGGCAAUUACCGCUUAUCGCCAUAGGUGGCACCAAAGACAUGAAGCAGAGGUCUUCGAGACUGUAACUGGUAGUCGGAGAGUUGUGCGCUCAGUGGAGGGGAAACAGAACUGUACUUGUGAUACUUUUUUUUUUUUUCUCCUCCUCUAACCGUGUGACUCGACAUGUAACUCUCUCCUAGGGUUAAUCUAUAGUAGUAAAUUAGGGGGCCGCUGCUGACGCUGCAUGAUAUCAGUUCAUUACAUGCCCCAGUGGACUGUACAUACAGUAUGCUCAGAGCCUAUCACAGCCUCCUUUCCUCCCCUCCCCUCCCCUCUCCUCACGAUUCAAGUUUUUAGACGUCAUUAUUGUUAUUAAUUUCAAUUUGCCUCUCAUUUACGAGCAUUAUCGCAUGUAUAUCUUACACAUAAGAGCUCUAAAACUUUUUGCUAUUCACUUCUCAGCUGUAACAAAAGAAACAACACCUGCACUGUGAAUGUUACACUGGACACUUUUUUCGAGCAAUGGAAGCCUUAACAACAGAGACAUGGAAUUGGUUAAUAUUGAUGUGGGAAAGAGACCUACAUCAACCACUGAGCAAGAGCUUUAAAGUACCUGUAUAUGUGUACUCAGCAUGUUUGACGGAUAUCUACAUGCUUCUUUUUUUUUGCAUUGAGUAUAUGAGAGUGAGACAGAUAAUGGAGGUAGAGAGAGAGAGAGCAGUAGGCUUAGACUUCUGUCUGUUGGAUCAGGUUCAGACCAGGGAGGGUUGGUGGGUCAGUGUCUGUGGGAUUGGCUUCCUGUGAUUGUAAAUCUAUCCCCUUGCUCUGUAAUGGAUGUGUGUGUCUGUGUAUGUGUGUGUGUGUGUGUGAGGGAGAGAUCAGGGCGUGUCGUUAAAAGAUUUCAGACAUCAAACUUGACCUGUUUAUUUUCUCUUUCAUGUCUUAUACUUCCCCUGUUCCCCAGUAUGUUUUAUCAGCUUUUUAGUUUUUUUAAGACGUCUUCCUGUUUUCUCAUCUGCUUCCAUUUUAUUUUGCUGUUUGCUGUUAUUGCAGAUUCAACACUAAAUCCUGAUAUGUUUACCUGCUGUCCAUAUAGAUUCAGUAUAAAGUAAAUUCCUCGUCACCACUCAGCUGCCCUGAGUUUCUUUUCUUUAAUAGAAAUACUGUUUUCAUUCAGUAGUUACGUCUCCUAAAAAACCUUAACCUUGUUUAUUUUACUAAGAUCCGACUAGGAUCAAAACAUUGUCUACUUAAAUACAUCAUUUUUGUGAUUAGGAGUCAGAGUGCGGGCAUUAGCCUUCCUCGAUACUGCUAUCCGAUAAUGUGUUGAAUUUUAACUGGAAUGUCGAAUAAACCCCACCAACCUCUAUCGGUGGACAUGUUGCUGCAGUGUUUGAAUGCGCAAAAUACCGUCGUUAUCAACUGGCAUAGCUAACGGUGGCUAACCUGGCAACUGGAACGCAGUUAACUGGGGUUAACAGCUCCGAUUUCCGAUUUCUGAGGUAAACAGAAUCACGUGAGCCGCUAUGGCAAUUCCUUUUCCCUUCAAUGUUUUUUUUACCCAGACUCUGCUGUACUUUGUGUUCAGUGCUAAUUAGCAUAUGUUAGCAUGCUAACUUGCUAAACUAAGAUGGUCGAAGCUGGUAAACGUCAUACCCGCUAUGUGAUAAUCAGCAUGUUAGCAUUGUCAGUGUGAACAUGGCGACGUUAGCCUCCAAACACCGCUUUGUCUGAGUACAACCUAACAGAGCUGUACCUCUCUGCAUGUCCUACCCGAAGUGUCUCUCUAUCCCUCCCUUCUAACCUAAUUUCUACUCUUUGAGACUUUUUGCCAAAUUUCAGCUUUUUUUUUCAUUUUUAGGUCAUAUUUUUAGGGUGAAACGUCACAUCAGAGGGUCUCAACAGUUCCGUACGUACAGCUUUUUAAAACAUCACCGCCAGUCAGAAUGCCAGACUUAUGUUAAUUCGCCGUAGUUGAAAUAGUCUCAAAGACACUUGCAAUAUUGAAUUAUUGAUGUUUAAAUGCAACACGUGGCGGCUUCAAUAAAGCAUCAAUAUGGAGUCGAUCCGUCUGUGACCGACUUUCAUCUCCACUUCUCUUCUCAUCUUCUGCCCUUUCCUCCUUUCCUUCAUCCACGUCCUCCUCCAUCCCUUCUUCCUUCCUCCUCUUUUCCCAGCAGUCGGACAGAAAUAACCCCGCUGUGUGUGUGUGUGUGUGUGUGUACCAGUAGUCAACUGGAAUAGAUCCAUACCAGGACCUCACUGUAUGUGUGUGUGUUGCAGUACAGCUCAUCACACACACACAGGCAGGGUAAGGCUUUCUCCGUUAGAGAACCUGACAUUUACACUCUGAGACUGAUGCACCAUCUUGCACAUCAAAGCCCUCCUAAACUUGGCCUUUCUCCCUCCUUCCUCUCUCACUCGCUCGCUCUCCCACAUUCAUUUUUCUGUUAAUUUUAACACCAGACAUAGGCUAUUUUUAGAUGCUUUUUUUUUCAACCUAGAAGGCUAUUUUCGUAUUAAAAUAUUCAGGUAAAUUGCUGUUCUUUGAUUUCUUGGUGUGUCUACACUGUUGUUUUGCUGUUACAUAAUCUAUCACCUCUUGUCUCCUCAAAGCGGCUCAUGAGAAAAGAAAACAGCAACAUUACCAACCUCAGGGGUCUUAUAUGUUCACUGUGUCGCAAUUACUUUGUAGAAAUCUUUGUAUUAUCUCAUAUAUAUAAACAUUCUUUUUAAAUUUUGCUACUAAUAAAUGAUAAGAGCAACUCUUGCGAUGUAACAAAUAAAAUUGAAUAUAUCCACAUUUAAAUAAACUGAUAUAAAGACAGAAUAUAAUGGAACGCCGGCUAUAAUCUGCUAUGUGCUCUGUACAUGAUGGCCAUUUAAACUCAACAGGAUAUAUUCACCGUUCACCCCCGUUCACAGCGACUGGGGGUAACAUGGGGGGUCAACUGGGGUUGAUUUUUGCCCAAGGACCCUUUAGUGGGUUAAUCCAGCCCUGCUACUGUGUCAUUACAUUUUUGUUUCUCUAUCUAUUGAGCCAACACUGACACAGCCAAAGAGGAAAUUACGCAUUAUUUAUUUUACAAUAAAAACCUGAAUCCAUAAGCAAUGAACACGCCUUUGCUCAAUUCAAUACACUACAGGUUUACUUGGUCUGGUAUGACCAAUACCUCGUGGUGGCUUUGAAGUUACCUAAUGUUCGCAAACUUUAGAUAAACAGUGUUGUAUUGCUGAGUCUGUUGAUGACUUUAUAACUCAUCUUAUCUCUACCUGUGCCUCUGUUAAGCUACAUCGUAGCAUUUAUGAUUCAAUAUGAUUCAGAAUGUUUAUCAAAGGACUUGUUGAUGAAUGAUCAGAACAAUUAACCUGUAAGUGUAACCAGUCUGUCCAUCCGUUUGUCCUAGGUAAAAGUGUAAUGCUUACAACAACAAAAGAGUUAUGUUACCUAACUCAAGAAUUUGUAUAAUGAGAGUUCUAAAUGUCAUUUAAGGUAACGCUAUAUGCAUUAAGUCCAUACCCUCAUUAGACUUAAUAGCUCACUUUGGAAAACAUCUAAUUUUCCAGCCCCACGCCUGACUGAUUGAUUCAACUUUAAUAACCUGCUUUCCUAUCCAAGUGCAAUGCUAAAAUAUUUGAUUAAUUUCACGCUGGGAGAAUCAAUAUGCAAAGAUAUAACCCCUGCGCGCACAGGCGUGGCUGUCAUUUGUGUCUUUGAUAAUUAUGUGAGUGCACCGGCAGAGUAAUUUACUGCUGGGUAAUUGAUCUGCACAAUAAUAAUCGGAGACACAAAGCGGCGAGACUCAUUUUUGCUUCCACGCACAUCCACACACACACACACACACACACACACAUGCACGCACACUUGUACACAUCCACACACACACACACACAGACUCCAGUGUUGAAUCAGUGCAGCCAGCCUAGUUUAUGAGCUAUAUUAGGACUCAGAUAUGAGAGUCCCUCUCUGCUGAAUUCGACGCUCUGCUAGUUCAGGGGCCGCUGAUGUCAGUAUCCCGUGUAGGAGAAUGUGUGUGUGUGUGUGUGUGUGUGUGUAUGUGUGUGUGUGUGUGUCCCGAACAGCGAUUGUCCAAUCAUAGCUUAGCGACUGUCAAGAUUUGGAUUUCCCAAAAUACUAAAAACUGAACCCGUCUGCAUGGUGCUGCCAUAAAAGAGAUACGUGGCAUUCAAAGAGUUUACAGGGGAUGUCUUUUUUAAAGGUUUUCCGAAACCAAAAACACAAAAUCCAUUUAUCUGCUUCAACAUAUGCUACAAUUGUUAGCAUGUCCAGCUAACUAGCUUUGUGCAGUAGUAACCUAGCGUUAUUCCCAGCCAAAGAGCAUAUAGUGGAAGAGAUUUGUGACAAUUUUCAGUCAACGGUAGCUCCGACCGGUAACGUGAUCGAUGCAGUCAUGUGGUAUUGCUUGAGUUUGCUUCAGUGUGAACAGUAAACUUAAUCGUUAAUUUAGUACGCAGUACAGCAUACAUACAUACAGACUGAUGCAGUAUGCUAGCAUGCCAUUUCGAACAUGACGAAAACGACGGUCAUCAGCUCAAAUUGAGGAGCCCCCGCUUGUCUACCUCUGUCUGAAAUAAAGGAGACAUUUGUUUCAGGCGGUAGAUCUGCCACCGUUAGCUCCCGCUCGAGAACGGAAAGCGUAGCAACAGUAGCUAAGUGGGGCGGGGCUUUGCACGCGUGUUUGCAGUUUUUGUGAACCUGCAUCAGUGCUAGGUCAUACUUGCAUCACUAGUUUAUUAUGUUUGGAUUGUUAUGUGUGUGUGUGUGUGUGUGUGUGUGUGUGUGUGUGUAUGUGUACACACCCAGUGUUGGCUGUUUUCCAGAGCCAACUUUCCUCCUGAAAGCGGGAGAUAACACAGCACUGCUCGGAAAGGGAGUAAGAGGAUGACAGAGGGGGGGAGGCGAUAAUGCAACUGUGGGAUGGGAGUUUAUAGGCCAACAGGGAUGGAGGGUGAGAAUAGGGGGGGUGGGGGGGAGAGUAAAAGAAGGAGAAGAAAAGGGGGUGUAGUAGGAGAGAUAGCAGGAGACGAUUAAAAAGAGGGAGAAGAGGGUGUGAUGAGAGCGGCAUGGAGGAUGUGAGCUAGAGUGAGUGGAGGACUCUUGGUAGAAGAGGGAGGAGGAGGAGGAGUAGUAGGUGGUGGUGUGCAGGGGGUGGUGGUGGUGGUGGUGGUGUUCAUUAUGAGUCAUGCCCAGGGAGGCUGAGUGCCGCUGGGGAAACAGCUCACUGACAGUCCCAGGCAUCUAAAGGCCUUCUGGAGCUUCUCAUAAUGUGUGUGAUGUCAUCAGGGAGAAGAGGGACAGACAGACGGAUAGAGGUCAAAGUAAAACUAGGACACAACAGCUCCUCUCCUCUCCUCUCCUCUCCUCUCCUCCCAGCCCUUGCCCUAUAUUGCGUAGGGGCAGUUUUACUGCAGCAUUGCAAGUCCAGAGAAAUCCCUCUACACACACACACACACACACACCUUGUUCCGCUUUAUUAAUGCCCCAAGGCUAACUAAGCUUUACGUCAAAGGUCGUACAUGUUCUUUUUUUUUUUGUUUUAAUCUCUCUCCAUCUCUAUCUUUGUCUUUCCAUCUCCCUCUACCUCUCUAUUUCACCUCCCCCUCUCCUCCUCUCAACAGUCUAAAUGCAGCGAGCAAAUCACAAUAUUCCAUAAUAGCCGGAGCCCACGCUGUCGGGUCACAAUGGAGGGACGCGAGGGAGAGAGAGGGAUGGAGAGUCGAGAUGGAAGCGGUACAUUGAUAGGCGGUGAAUAACGGAGUGGAGCGAAAUGGAGAAUGUGAGGAUGAAGAUGAGAGGGUGGGGGGGGGAUUAUGAAGCAGCCGAGUGAGGAGCUCCUCGGUUCGGCAAAGAAAGUGAAUGUCAACUUCCAGGAUACAGACGGGUUUUCUCCACUGCAUCAUGCGUCGCUCAAUGGGAACCUGGAGCUCAUCACUCUGCUGCUGGAGUCACAGGCAGCUGUCGACAUCAGAGACCAGAAAGGUAUGCGGCCGCUGCACUACGCAGCCUGGCAGGGGAAGGCGGAGCCUAUGAAGAUGCUGCUUAAGUCCGGCUCGUCCGUCAACGGCCAAUCGGAUGAGGGACAGAUUCCCCUCCACCUGGCAGCGCAGCACGGCCACUACGACGUGUCGGAGAUGCUGCUGCAGCACCAGUCCAACCCGUGCAUUGUGGACAACGCAGGGAAAACCCCUCUGGACCUGGCCUGCGAGUUCGGCAGAGUCGGGGUGGUCCAGUUGUUGCUGUCCAGUAACAUGUGCGCUGCCUUGCUGGAGCCCAAAAAAGGAGACACCACCGACCCCAACGGAACGUCUCCGCUCCACCUGGCCGCCAAGAACGGACACAUAGACAUCAUCAGACUGUUGAUCCAGGCGGGCAUCGACAUCAACCGACAGACCAAAGCGGGCACUGCCCUGCAUGAAGCCGCCCUGUGUGGAAAGACUGAGGCAGUGAGACUCCUGCUGGAAAGUGGUAUCAAUGCCACAGUGAGAAACACCUACAGCCAGACUGCACUCGACAUCGUCUACCAGUUCACUGCAACACAAGCCAGCAGAGAGAUCAAACAACUGCUGAGGGAUGCGUCGGCGGCCCUUCAGGUUCGGGCUCUGAAGGAUUACUGCAACAACUACGACCUGACCAGCCUCAACAUCAAAGCAGGAGACGUCAUAACGGUUCUGGAGCAGCACCCCGACGGUCGCUGGAAAGGCUGUAUCCAUGACAACCGUACAGGAAACGACCGAGUGGGCUACUUCCCUUCCACCAUGGUGGAGGUCAUCAGCAAGCGCACAGGUUUGGCCAGCACAGUCAUUUGCACCCAACAGUUUCAAAAGAUACCGCUGGUUCCUCCGGCGACGGUUGCCCCUGCCAACGCGGUAGUCAACGGCAACGACACCACGUUCCAUCAGAUCCAUAUCCUGCCUCCACCGCCUCCUCCUCCACCACAUUCCCAUCAGCCACUGCUUCCACUUUUCACUUCCUUUGGCUAUAGCAAGUCGCCCGUGACAACCCCACUGGGAGACACACCCACUGCCCCAGGUUGCCGCGGCUCAGAGGCAAGUCCUCACAGCUCUCCCACCACAUCCUGCGGGCCCCAUGGCGGCUCCAACGAAGAGAUCUGGGUACUGCGCAAGCCAGUGGCAGGUGGAGACCGCUGCAGUUUGGGUAGUUCUGGCAGUGUGACCAGCGUGAGGUCGUCGGGCAGCGGUCAGAGUGCCGGCAGUGGCGGGCACACCCUCCAUGCGCAGGCUGAGGGGGUUAAGCUUCUGGCCACAGUCUUGUCCCAGUCUGCCAAAGCCAAGGAGCAUCUGCUGGAACAGUCCAAGUCUGUGGACCAGCCUGCAGCAGGCUCCGCCAGCUCCUCUCGGACAUCGAGCCAAUCAGGCUGUCCGCUGCACGAGGCGCCGCCUUACGACGCUGUGGUGACCAGGAAGGGGGAGGGGCAAGGCGAGGGGAAGAGCUCAGAGGCCGUUGUCCAAUGGCUGAGCGACUUUCAGCUGCAGGUCUACGCUCCAAACUUCCUGGGCGCUGGGUAUGACUUGCCCACCAUUAGCCGAAUGACUCCGGAGGAUCUGACAGCUAUUGGAAUAACUAAACCAGGUCACAGAAAGAAGAUGACAUCCGAGAUUAACAAACUAAGUCUCACCGAGUGGCUGCCUGACCAGAAACCUGCCAGUCUCGGAGAGUGGCUGUCUGCUAUUGGUCUAAGUCAGUACCACCAGGUAUUGGUGCAGAACGGUUACGAGAACAUCGAGUUCAUCACUGACAUCACCUGGGAGGACCUGCAGGAAAUAGGCAUCAGCAAACUGGGCCACCAGAAGAAGCUGAUGCUGGCGGUGAAGCGGCUGGCCGAAAUGCAGCACAGCUCAGACGGGCGGGGCUCCCUCAGAAAGAAGCCCCCGCCAAUCACACAGCAGCAGGAAGUCAUAUCGAUGGACGGUCCACCUCUAGACGAGGUCAUGUCUCCAAAGAUGAGCACUUUCCAGGACAGUGAGUUGAGCACCGAGCUACAGAGCGCCAUGACCCAGCCAGGUCAGGAGGUCAAAGCUCAGCGAACACGCAGCAAAGACCACGAUGAGGUGAUGACAGGAGGAGGAGGAGGGGGAGGAGGUACUGGGCCACCUAAGAAGGAGGCACGGACUAUGAGGCAGCAGAGCAGCCAGGGAAGCACCUCCUCCCACAGAGGCAGUGUCUCCUCCCAAGGCAAACACCGUCACUCCCACUCCCAUUCGAUGCCUGCGCCUCCCUACACGCCCCCUCACACUCCUACCAAGACUAGAACCUCAUCUUCCUCCUCCUCCGCCUCCGCCUCCUCCGUCCAGAGCACAGCUUCCCCGCAGGCCAAACACAAGCCGUGCCCCCAGUUCAUCCAGGGGGAGAGGCCUCAGUCACCGCGCUCCCACCCUCAGUCUCCAACCCAACGUGGACCGCCGUGUACUCAGUUUCCGCCUCAGCAACAACAGCAGCCUCAAGUCCUGCCGCAGCACCAGGCACACCCCGAGCACCAUCCGCAGAUGCAGGUCACUGAGGUGAGGGAGAACCAACAACCACAGGUCCCUCUACUCUGCCUCCCACCGGAGGCUGAGCUGGCUGAGGAAGAAGGGGAAGAGGAAGAGUCUUCAGCGCUCCAGAAGAAACGCGCCCACAGCCUCAACCGAUACGCCGCCUCGGACGGUGAGUGCGACGAGAGGGCAGAAGGAGGUGGGAAACAAGAGGAAGGAGGAGAGGGAGAGGCAGAAGUGGUGGUAAGUCAGGGCUCUGCCGUCGCCAGAGGGGACAGAGUCAAAUACGCGACGGUGACCCACCGCGUCAGCCGUAGCCACUCUGUGCGCAACCAGGACAAGACCAUCAACCGCAGCCAGAUUCAGCCCUUCUCCCUGCGUCAGAAGAAGAAAGGCCCGCCCCCACCGCCGCCCAAACGCUCCAGCUCCGCCAUCUCCAACUCCAACCUGACGGAGGCCAACGCGCAGCCGCACGAGCUCACUACCACGGGGGGGAUGCUGGACGUGCCUUACCACCAACAGCGACGGGCCAGCGACCUGGGGAUGUCCGUGGAGGCGGUUGAGGUGGAGAAGAGCAGCGUGAGUAGCGUGGGUAGCGUGAGGAGCAUCGCCGCCAUGUUGGAGAUGUCUUCCAUCGGAGGUGGAGCCAAAGGCAUGGCACUGCAAAAGAAUUUCCUGCAGGUGGGGAAAACACGCGAUGCCAUCGGUCUGGACGGUGAAGUGGUGAACCGACGGCGGACCAUCAGUGGCCCGGUCAGCGAGCUGGUGGCGGCUGCCAGGCGCGAGCAACCAACUCCCUCUGCUUUCCCGGAUCCCUCCGUCCAGCCUGAAAACCCCCCUCUUCCUGAAAAUUCUUCCUCCCCCAACCCUCCGUCCUCCCCCCACCCCAGCUCGGGAGGCAGUGGCAGCUCGUUGGAGAGCCUGCCGUUCGCAGAUGAGGGUAGCCUGACCAUCCGCCGGCAGAGUCGAGGAGAAGGAGAAGGACAGUGUGUAUUUUGUGUUUGUCUGCAGGGUGACGGCGAGGGUCCUCAGGGAGACGGGGGUUACACGCAGGAGGACAUCUCCAGGGUCGAGGCCACGGCGACCUUUAAGCGACGGGCCCGCAGCUCCAAGCCCCACCCCAACGGAUCCGACUUCACCCUCCAGGAAUCGUCCACCGUCAAGCGGCGGCCCAAGAGUCGCGACAAGGAGCCCGAGGGCUACGCCGACCUGGCCACCAAUGGAGAGCCGUUGGGGACCGGGCAGCCGAAUACCACGCAACCGGUGCCCUACCAGAACGGCACGGCCACAAUGAAACGCCGCCCGGCGUCCGAUACCGGAGUGACCGAGCAGCCGCAGCCGCAGCCGCAACCUCAACCUCAACCGCAAGUGGCUGCUGCGCCCCGCAGGGACAGCGUGGACCAAGGAGCUCCAGUGGCAAAUGAAGGAGGUCCCGUGAGAAAACCGAAGCCUCCGGUCUCCCCGAAGCCCGUCGUGGCACAGAUAAAGAGACAGGCAGGCCCACAGACUCCACCACAGCCUGUCUCCAACAAGAGAGUCCCUCUGCCUGGCCCUGGGACGCCUGGAAGCCCAGUGGAAGGAAAGAAGAUCCCUCCACCUGUCUCGCCAAAACCAGCGCCCCCGCCCACAGCACCCAAACCGGCCAAGCUCAUCCACUCCAUGACCAGCCCCUCCUCCACGAGCCCUGCCCCGGUCAAACAGCACCAUGCGGUGGUCCGACAGACCAGCUCACCUCCCUGCUUCCCUCCAUCCAACAUCCCCGGCCCGCCAAACGCCAAGCCGCUGAGCCCGUCUCCCCAGAGCCCUCACACCCCGCAGACCCCCACCACGCCGCAGACGCCCCAGACUCCCGCCACCCCCAGCCCGACCCCGCCACCUGUCAAGCCCCCCCGCUCCUCGAUUGGGGGUGUGUCGGUUGACAGCGGGAUGGCGGGAGGCGGAGUGGCGGCCGCUACGAUGCUGGAUUUCGGCAUGGAUUCGUUGGUGCAUCAGAAGCUGGAGGAGACGAGUGCGUCGCUGGCCGCGGCUCUGCAGAUUGUGGAAGAUAAGAUACUGCGGCAGGAGGACUCCGUAGCCGAGCAGAAGACCACGGUGAGCAUCCUCGACGACAUCGGCAGCAUGUUCGAUGACCUGGCCGACCAGCUGGACGCCAUGCUGGAGUAACCGCAGAAACCGGUCAGCGUGUCUCCACGGCAACGCUGCACCAGGAGUGACUCAGAUGGCACAAUGGGCGACACGCCUCUCUGUCUCUCUCUCUCCGUCUCUUCGUCCUUCUCUCUCUGCCGUGCUCAUCCCCCCUUCUCCCUCCUCCUGUCGUCCGUCCUCCUCCUCUUCCUCUCGUCUCCCCUCGCUGAUGAUGGAGCAGCGCAACGGGCCCGGACCAACAUGUGGCAGAGAGAGCGCAAGAAUGAAGAAUUUACAAAAGAGAGAGACACUAAAAGAGACAUGGUGAAAAAAAAAGGACCAAAAACAGAUGAUGUGGAGAGAUAAAAAAAAAGAAAAUCACAAGAUGAAGAAAUGCAACAAAACGGAGGAGACUGCAAUCAAACAACGUUUUUCAGAACUCCACUCGGACUCUUGAAGAUACGACGGCGAACAAAUAAACUAAACUAAUAAUGAUUGAAAAACCAACUGUGUAACGAAUCAUAGUGUGGUAUGUGUACAUUCUAAGCAUGGAGAGUUUAUAUCUACUGAAAAAAAAAGUCCUGCAUUAGCACAGUAAUAUAUAUAAUAUACCGAUAAAUAUGAAUCUCUAGCUCUUUGGUUUGAUGUCUUGGUUCUGUGUGGAAUGGUGACCUCUGGUG
Messenger RNA from Anarrhichthys ocellatus (wolf-eel), 14548 nucleotides. It is a transcript of the gene caskin1, whose product is annotated as CASK interacting protein 1. The transcript is spliced from 24 exons. NCBI's taxonomy places the organism in Eukaryota, Metazoa, Chordata, Actinopteri, Perciformes, Anarhichadidae. The record is from RefSeq and is a predicted model, not a curated record. Bases 9063 to 13907 code for a protein of 1614 amino acids. Gene Ontology annotation, molecular function: protein binding.